Messenger RNA from Rotaria sp. Silwood2, 1143 nucleotides. The record is from the annotation of a GenBank genome assembly. Lineage: Eukaryota; Metazoa; Rotifera; Eurotatoria; Philodinida; Philodinidae.
AUGCAUUAUCUAAAGAUAUUUCUAUUUGUACCACUAUUGAUAUUGGCUAAUACAAUCGACAGUGCAAACUGGGAUUAUGGCAACCAUGGGCCUGAUGUUUGGAUGGAAAUGUUUCCAGCGUGUGGUGGAAAAAAACAAUCACCAAUUAAUAUUCGAACAAGAUGUACCGUUUAUCAAGCUUUUGAACUAUUUAACUUUACAUCUAUCCAUUACGAACAAAUCAAGUUCAAACUCACAAAUAAUGGACAUACGAUAAUAGCAGCACCGAAUAGUCCAACAAAAAUAACAUUAACUGGUGGAAAAUUGCAGGGCACAUAUAAUUUUGAAGGUUUUCAUAUUCAUUGGGGGCCAAAUCACAAUAGUGGGAGCGAACAUCAGGUAAAUGGUGUUAAAUACGCUGGUGAGAGUCAUUUUGUUUACAAUCAUAAUGAAACAGGUCAGCGUGCUGUGUUGAGCUUUUUCAUGGGAACCGAGCCACCAGCACAUCGUACAGUGCAUGAGAGAAAUAGCUCAAGAUCUGCUGCAAUGGAGCGACAGUGGCAAAAUUUCUUUGAUAGUGCACAUCAACUAAUCUAUGAAAAUAAUUCGACUACAAUCGAUCUAAAUUUAAAUGUACUCAUGCAAAGUGAUUUAACUCAAUUUUGGCGAUACGAAGGAUCGUUGACUACUCCAGAAUGUGAUGAAAAUAUCAUUUGGACCGUUUUUAGACGACCUAUUUUGAUCUUGGAUUAUGAUUUUGAAAAUUUUCGCCAUGAUUUAUUUUUCGAAAGUUAUCGUGGUCCACAACCGCUGUAUGAUCGACAAGUCUAUCGUAGUUUUACCGAAGAAAAUUAUUCGCCAAUACCCGAUGAAAAUUUGUGAGUAUGUUUAGAACAUUAUAAAAUACAUCAACAUGAACUUCAAACAGCAGGACAUAUACUUAAUAAUCAAAUAAAUGAUUCACGUCGACUACUACAUACAUUAACAUAUGAACGAAUGAUUGGGAAUUUUCAAGAAAACAUCGAUCAAUGGUCACAAAAAUGUAAAAAUGGAAUUGAUUUAAAGCAUGAAUAUAUGUCUGUUCAAUUAUCAAGUGUAAUUAAACAAUUAAAUAUAGAUCAAUUUCGUUCAAUACGAUUGGAUAAUAUUGAUCAAUUUACUUGA